UUUGACGUGUAGAGGGCGCUUGUGUUUUAGUAAGAAAAAUUCUUCCACAUGAAAGUUAAAUUUUUUUCUUCAUCUUUAAGAAAUUUGUUUUUUAUCGCUUAAAAUAAUGAAUUUUUAUUAAGAAAUAAGUGUUAUUUUUAAGAAAUUUUUAUAUAUUGUAAAACAGCCAUGUCUCAGCCUUUUAUUUUAAUAAUAGAACCAUUCUAUGGUGGCAGCCAUAAACAAUUAAUUGAUACUUUAAUAGAGUGUUUAAAUGUAAGUGAUUAUGAAAUUUAUAGUUUGCCCGCCAAGAAAUGGCAUUGGCGUGCCCGUACCGGAGCUUUGUAUUUCUCGCAAAUGAUACCACAAAAUCAUCAGUACAAAGUUUUGUUUACCUCAUCGGUAUUAAAUUUGGCCGAACUUUUAGGUUGCCGGCCGGAUUUGAAUGUGUGCAAAAAAAUUGUGUAUUUUCAUGAAAAUCAAUUGGUCUACCCCGUUAGAGAGGUAAAGGAAAGAGAUUGCCAAUAUGGUCUAAAUCAAAUACUCACAUGUCUGGCUGCCGACAAUGUCAUUUUCAACUCCAACUUCAAUCGUACUUCCUUUUUGGAUAAUAUCACUCCCUUCCUUAAUAUACAGCCCGAUUUGAAACUCAAGCAUUUACGCGAAAAACUCGAAACCAAAUGUGAAGUUUUAUAUUUUCCCAUUAAAUUUCAUGCCUUCCCCAAUAAGCGCCUUAUGUUGGAUGGCGAUAUACAAAUGACCUCGCUAACCACCGGCAAUACCAACGAUUGUUUACAUUUGAUAUGGCCUCAUCGUUGGGAACACGAUAAAAAUCCCAAACUUUUAGUGGAAGUAUUAUUGGAGUUGAAUAAGCGUCAAGUGGAUUUUAAAGUGACGAUUUGUGGUGAAACCUAUCAAACUUCACCGGAAGCUUUUGAGGGUCUGCAGGAUAAAUUGGGUUCGAAAUUGGUGAAUUUUGGUUUUUUGUCUCGAGAGAAAUAUGUUAAAGCACUGCUGGACGGUGAUGUGGUUAUAUCGACGGCUGGACAUGAAUUCUAUGGUGUGGCCAUGCUCGAAGCAACAUAUUGCGGUUGCAUGCCCAUUGCACCCAAUAAACUCGUCUAUCCCGAAUUGUAUCCCAAAGAAAAUCUCUAUAAUACUUCCAAUCAAUUGAUAAAAAUGUUAUACAAUUGGUGUCGUAAUCCGGUAAUGUUUCGUAAACAACGUGAGAAAUUUUUUGAAUAUUUUACAUUCGAUCGUUAUUCAGCCCAGCAUUUAGUACCAAAAUAUUUGGAAAAAUUAAGAAUUUAAUAUACACAACUAAAGGAAAAUAAGACCAGCCCAAAUUUUAACAAAAUGCCAUAGUGCAAUAAUUCGAAUUUAGAACAUAAUAAUAUUAAAGACUACUGUUAAGCAUACAAAAACAAAAUACUUGAUAAAAAAAAUAUUACAAAACCAACAUAGAAAAACUGGAACUGGUUUUAGAAAUGAUCUUCUUUAAAUUUGGGUGGUGCACUGUAGGGCUCCUUAACAUGAGCCCGAUAUUCCUCAUCAUCAUCAUGACAUUCACGAUAACAUUGAGCACAAAAUAAUUCACCAUCACAUCCUUUACAACGAAAAACGGCAUCUUCAUUACAUAUAUUACACCAGGGUAAUUCUUCGGUAUCAACACCUGUUGGCGGUGGCGGUAUACCAGCUGCUAGUUCAGUUUCUAAAUUGUUGGGAGCUUCAGGUAAGCGAGCUUCAGCUAAAUACUAGAAAAUAAAAUUUUUGUUAUCAAUAAAUGUUGAGCAGUACACAGAAUUCUAUUUUGAUCGAAAGUGGAAUUAUUCUUGUGCAAUAAAACCAUUUUACACUAUGAAAGA
Molecule: messenger RNA, 1844 nt
Organism: Lucilia cuprina (Australian sheep blowfly)
Lineage: Eukaryota; Metazoa; Arthropoda; Insecta; Diptera; Calliphoridae
Product: glycosyltransferase-like domain-containing protein 1-like
Exons: 5
Coding region: 169-1290 (373 amino acids)
Molecular function (GO): glycosyltransferase activity
Source: RefSeq, a predicted model, not a curated record